UCUAGUGACAAACUACAAGUGCAAUAAUUUUUUUCUAAUCUGUAAUAUCUGUAAAUUUACUGAAAACCGUAAAAAACAGUAAGUGAAGUGAAAAAGGAAAUUUAUAAACUAUGGAAAAUAAGGACACAGCCGAAACAGCUCUAGCUUCUGAAGCUGAAAAUCCUUUUAGUUUAGAAAGCUAUUUUAAAGACAUUAUAGCUGGUAAACAAAUAGAGACUGAUGUAAAUAAACUUCAGGAAAUACUAGAAAAGAGCAUUGGUCUAAGCUUUCACAAUAUGAAUCCCAAACUGAAGUUUAUUUUACCCUACAUAUUGGUUCACUAUAUAAAAAUCUGGCCUGGUUGGAAAAAGACAUCUGAAUAUCACCAACAACAAAUAUCAUUCGAAAGUUGGUAUUUGAAGUUUAAGGAAUACCUUAUAUACAAAAUAAACUUUAUGAUAAAAAACGACUAUGAAAAAGGAUUGGCAAUGGUUCGGUACAAUGCUACUGUAUUGGAGGAGAGGGAAGUCAGCAAAUGUGAUAAUAGUACACAGACUAGUUCUAAUGCAGACAAAACUACAGCUCCAUUUACCAUUGAAAUCAGUGGCCCAGCAAGGGUUCUUAAUUCUGUGAUAUUUUGUGAAGGAGAGGAAGACACUGUAUUUGUUAAAGAGUAUCAAGUACCUAUCGCAUGGGGAGAUCAAUUAAAUAUAAGACAACUCACAAAUUGGCCAUUUGUUGAAGUGAACUUCGUCUCUGAAUAUCUGCAUUUCAAAAGAACCAAUAAGCACCAGUUCAUACGAUGCCUUACUUUUAGCACAGAAAGAAUAACUUUCAAGAAAAGCGACUCCUUUGUUGAAGAAAUUAACAUUAUCGAUGAACAUUCUACUAGACAGGCAUAUACGUUAAAUGCAGUUAGAGAAUAUUGCUCUGCAUACAUUAGUACAUUAAAGAAAAGAAAUGACAUAUUGAAUUGGACCGGAACAAGUUUUGAUGAAGUUAAAGUUAUUAUAGAAGACUUUAUCCUAGAUAUAUUCGCUUUAGGUUUUAACAGUAUUGCUACAAACACGUCAGUAUUGUACAAUAUCGGAAACUCGGUGUACGCCCGGAAUAAGUGUAUCAAAACUAGUGACCAGUCUAUAUGUUUUGGAGAAUGCCUAACUCCAAAGCUUUGUCUCUCUCUACACGCUUUCACGGCAAUAAAGGAUGCCAAUAUAACUUCUUUUGAUGAUCUGUUUCUAAACAACGACACGUUACUGCCGUCGAUUACGUUCCGAUGCACGUUCUGUAAUGUGUCAUAUAACAACACAAAAGAUCUGUGGAACCAUCUCAAGGGAGGCCAUGUCAUGGAGCAACCUGUGUUAUGUAUUAAAUGUAAAUUACAGAUUAAGAUUGAAAAGCUGACAGACAACCGCUGGUAUCACCAGUGCAGUAAAAAAGUCGAUAAACUAAAAACCAGCGGUAGUUUGUCAGAAAAUAAAUCGGAUAUUUGAUUUUUUUAUUAUCUAUAAAUCUUGUUAAGGGCGUAGGCGCAAAAUUUCGCGCCAAUGUGUUUUAAAUGCAUUAUUUUGUUUCCAUCACUUUAUUGUACACUUCCAUCACCCUUACUGUGUUUUAUUCUUGCAAUUUAUAUAAAUUCCAACAACUACCAAUUAUUUAAAUAAAUUCGAUAGCUAAGAUAUUUAAAUCGACACAAAAUACGUUCCCAAUCCUAGGUGUGUCCAAACACACAAGGAUUUAUUAUCGAUUUUCUUAGUCAUUGAUCCUAUGUGUAUUGUUGUUUGCCUACUCUCAUCGUAGAUAAACACCACCUUAGUGGAAAUUAAAUAUAGCUUCUCUAUGUCAAUAACUUUAAUAUCGAGGUUAAUUUUACUUUAAUUAAUUUUUAAUCACAGAGUGAUGUUCGUUUUUUUUUCAAUUUUAACAAGUUUUACACUGUUGACUACAUAACUAAUAGGUACAUAUUAGCACUUCCUGUUGCACUGCCAGUUUAGUCUUGUCAUCCUUCAGGAUUUCCGUUACAAUAAUCAGUUGCCAACAACCGUUCAACAUAUGAACAACUCAAUUUAGGGUCAGAUGGUACCCUGUGCAUAAUACAUGUGAUAUCUUGUGCAUCCAUGUUUAAUUUAUGAAUUAUAGUCAAUGUUUCCAUGACUGAUUAAGUUUAAAGGGUUUUUACCCAAAUAUUUUCAUUUUGGUGGUUAGCAUGUCAGCAUCUUGUGAGUAUAACCUAUAUCUUUUUUAACCCUAGUCAACAUUUCAAAAUUUUGCUUUAACUUAUUAGGUUAUACUUAUUUUAGGUCAGCACUGAUGAUGAUCUGUAAUCAGAUUGAAAACCAGUUCUGCUUGAGAUGUAGCCCUUUUUUAGUAAAUUUUAAUAAAUAUACCUUUUAUAAAGGAUUUUACUUGUUUUUUGUAAUAUAUAAUAUACAGCCAGCUACAAGAAAACCUUUUUCCUUGUGGAUUUGUAUUUUUUUUUCGAAUCCUGAGAAAACUAAUACGUAUUUUUGAAAAAUUUAAACGCAGAAUGAAAGAUUGUAUUAUUACCCAGGGUCGAAAGUCCCUAAAAACUUCUGUAAUGUUUAUUUUAAUAAGUUCAGGGGUGAAAAAAAAAGAGAAAAUUAAGCGUGAUUUUUAAUUUCAAAUAUCUCACUCAAAAGAAACUUUUUGGUUAUUCUAGGGGACUUUCGGCCAUCGGUAAUAAUGUAAUUUUUCAUUCUGCGUUUAAAUUUUUCAAAAAUACUUACACUAAAACCUCAAUAUAACGGACUAAUUGAGGGACGGGAUGUCCGUUAAAACCGAAAGUUAGUUAUAUAAAAAUAGGUUUAAAAUCGAUUAAAAUGUUUGUUUUUGAAAAUAUGUACUUUAUUUAGAUACAGUGUACAAAUCUGUAAGUUAAAAAAGGAAUCAAGUUUUGUUUGCUACUUUUUAUUUUUCUACUUCAUCUAAAAACUUUCCAUGAAUUAGCUAGGACUAAUGUAGAUUUUGGUAAAACAUAAUUAAAGUUGCCAUCUUCCGAAUGUCAAAUAUUUUCCGGGGGAUAAGCAGGAGCAUUGUCUAAAAUCAAUAAACAUUUCACCUGUUUCGGCGGUAUUUCUUCUCUUGAAAUUUUCUCACUGCAGAUACAAAUUCUUUA
Diabrotica virgifera virgifera (western corn rootworm) is the source of this 3115-nucleotide messenger RNA. RefSeq lists its product as uncharacterized. The transcript has 4 exons. Lineage: Eukaryota; Metazoa; Arthropoda; Insecta; Coleoptera; Chrysomelidae. The record is from RefSeq and is a predicted model, not a curated record. The coding region runs from base 111 to 1472 and encodes 453 amino acids.